Molecule: messenger RNA, 2692 nt
Organism: Labrus bergylta (ballan wrasse)
Lineage: Eukaryota; Metazoa; Chordata; Actinopteri; Labriformes; Labridae
Gene: atf7ip2
Product: activating transcription factor 7 interacting protein 2
Biological process (GO): regulation of DNA-templated transcription
Cellular component (GO): transcription regulator complex; nucleus
Molecular function (GO): protein binding; transcription coregulator activity
Source: RefSeq, a predicted model, not a curated record
CACCACAGUCAUACAUUAUAUUUGUAUUGUUUUUAACUUCUUAAGAAGGUAGUCUGUGGGAAAGCUACAUUACCGUGCGCUAACGUUAUGUGGGAUUCGGCUAAAAACACCGGGUAAAGUUUGGACUAACUCACCCUUUAGUCCUUCAGUAUUGGCGUGGUUUAUGGACAAGCAGCACAUUUAGCAACUGCUGCUCGUAAUUAUUAUUAUUCCACUAUUUAUGAUGCCACUAUAAAGACAUAAAUUGCAAAAUUACGACCCGAGUAAGGAGCGAGAAAAGCUGCAGAUGUGCUGUUUGUGUGGUCACUGUGUCUGUAGUGUUGCCUGUUGGUUUACUAAUGAAGUGUGCAACAUUGCAAAGAAGUAAAGGACUCUAUUAAGAGCACAGCCUGUGAAAGAGGAAACCACUGAGCAGCAGAGUUUCUUCAAUGUGAACACCAAUUGGAUAUAUUCAACGUUGACCUGACCAUAAACCAGGGGUCCCCAAACUUUUUGAUCUCUGAGGGAAGAGAGUUGGUCUUUGAGAAGAUAACAUGUGCUGGUAUUAUCGUGGAGAUGGAUUUUAUCCCAGGAGAUUAAAUCCAUUUUUUGAAGCUCUUGACAGAUGAGACAAACAGCCUUUUCUUUGCAUUUAACAAAAAAAAAAAAUCAUUAGUCCACUGUUGGUUAAAUACCCUGAAUUCUGAAUCAAAUUCUCUUCCCUAACAUGUGAGUUAAUAAUGAUAAAAGUUCUCAGCUAAAGAACAUUUUAUUUAAAAUGCUAAACUUUUAUAGGCCUGACAAAAACAAAAAUAUAUAUAUAUUACAAUUUUGAUUUUUAAAAUGCAUUCUGAAUUGUUCUGAGGGCCGGGCCAAAUAUGGGGAGGGGACGUAGUUUGGGGACCCCUGCCGUAAACAGUGAAUUAGAAAAAAUGUUUCAUGAUUGUCCCCUUCUGGCUUUGGAAUAACAUUUAUCAGAAAUUGUCUCUAUUUUUUUCUGAUAGCUUGGAGGACCACAGCCUCCGUACAUGGGGUGCGACCUCACUCCUAGGCCGUCUGCAGCCCCGAGAUCAGAGUUUGUACGCAUACAUCUCCAAAGUAGAAGUCCGCCUUACAAAUUCAGUAAAAAAAUGAAUCUGACUGAUUGCAAUGGCAACAGAAGUCCAGCUCAGAAAAAAGCAAAGCCUUCCACCAAAUCCAUUAAACGCAAGAGUUUGAAGCCAACAAGCAUGUCAAGGGUCAGAGCUCGGGUCGAGGUUGGAUCGGCAUUUGAAAGGUGGAUUGCUCUGAAAAAAGCAAAGGGAUUGAAAUCUAACCAAGAAGUGGCUGCAUGUCUUCUGGAUGCCAUGGAGAGCACGCCCUCCGGUUCAGCCUCCUCUGGAUCCAGUAAUGGGAAAAUGAAAUUCUCCCAGUUGGAACUGCAGGCACUAGUCGAGCAGGAGGUUCACAGGGCAGUAACAAAGAAAGAAAGCAAACUACAGGGUUGGAUCGAGACUCUGCUAGAGCUGGAGCGUUGCAUCGACUUUGAAGGCUCCGUCCAGAAACUGGAGGCUAAAAUUAACACCUUAACCACGAGGGCAGAAGCAGCUAUUGCCCACAUGUCGACGACGGAGGAAAAGAGCGCACUUUCAUCCCUCUUAAAUGUGGGAACCAUCAGGUCGAACUCUGCGGAUGAGCAAAUGGAAACCGUGUCACAAAUGCACAGGAAAAGCUCCGGUGAGACGGCCAAGAGACAAAAGCACCUUGAAAUUAAGGUAAAAGCACAAAGGGCCCUGGAGGAGAUCCAUUCAGAGAAGGAAGCUUUGAUGGCUGCCAUGGCAGAUUUAAGAGAAGACGAGCUUCCUCCUACAGUUCACACUCCUUUUAGCUCCUUUCUGUGUAAGAAAGACGAAGAUGUGGACCAUUUCGAGGAGACCUUUCAGUUUGAGGAUCAGAAAGCCGAGACGGUGAAACUGGAAUGCCUCUCUGCAGGCAAUUCAAAAAGUUCCACGCACGCAGUCUCAGAACAGGACAACCUCCGGUAUCCCCCUCUUCCUGCCACCACUUUCCCCUCCGUCCUGAACAUGGAAGCGGCCUCAUUCAACAUCCCCCAGCAAGUAAAAGUACGUCUGGCGCUCAUCAGGAAACCUCCCGGCCUCUCUGUGCUGUGGAACGUGCAGCCGGAAGACCCGUGCGCGCCGCCCAUGCAAAGUUACAAAAUCUACAUCACCAUGGAAAAAGGGAAGGGCAGCGGCAGCUUCGGUGAAUGGAACAUCCUCGGGGAAGUGAAAGCAGACCGUCUGCCUAUGUGUGUGCUCAUCAGCAAGUACAAGCCCGGACACAAGCUGUGUGUGGCUGUGGUAGGCAAGGACAAGUUCAGCAGGUACGGACCGUACAGUGAAGUGGUGACUGCCGCCGUACCUGAGUAAGUGACUGGAGGAAAGGGGGGGGGGGAUAUAGAGAGAUACUUUUCAGGUGCUAUUACCCCUCGUACAUGUUCAUACUACCUCAUUACUACGUUUAUUCAAAUAUUGAAGAACUAUUUCCUAACUCAAGGUCAGUAAAAACAUUUUGUGUGGGGGGGGCUGUUUGUUGAAGUAACAAUAAAACUGAAUGUAUGGGACCAAAUGUAAAUCACAGGCUGGUCAAUGCUAUGACCAGCCUGUUACAGUUUCGUUCUCUGUUGAUUUGUCUGUCAGUGAUUCAGUUAUCAUUAAAAGUGUUCAUAUUCGUG